AUGUGGCAUCGAGCUGCUGGAGCACGGAAGGACCCAGAUCCUGUGUCCUUGCCAGCUGGGCAGGCCUUGACAACCAUGAAGCUUCUCAUACUUACCUGCCUUGUGGCUGUUGCUCUUGCCAGGCCUAAAAUUCCUGUUAGACCCCUAGAACUCAUUCAAAAUCAACCAGACAACCAUGAGCAGGAAAUCCUGAAACAAAGAAAUUUUCUCAGGCUUGAUCCGGCUACACCAGUUGAACUUACACAGGAAUACUUUAAUCAACUGAACAGGCAGAGGGAACUUCUGAGACAAAAACAGAGUGAAGAAAUCCAGGAGCGCACGAUGGCAGAGACCGAGAGGGAUUCCAGCAUCAGCUCAUCAAGUGAGGUAAAUGAUCUUGAUAUUAAUUCAAUAAUGCAGUAA
This is a messenger RNA of Nycticebus coucang (slow loris), 402 nucleotides long. Its product is annotated as alpha-S1-casein-like. Lineage: Eukaryota; Metazoa; Chordata; Mammalia; Primates; Lorisidae. The transcript is spliced from 11 exons. The record is from RefSeq and is a predicted model, not a curated record. Gene Ontology annotation, biological process: response to 11-deoxycorticosterone; response to estradiol; response to dehydroepiandrosterone. The coding region runs from base 1 to 402 and encodes 133 amino acids. Gene Ontology annotation, cellular component: extracellular region.